UCGGGGACCGGCUUUACGGAUACACAGACCGUCCGCUCCUCCCUCACCCUGUCUGGGUGGUUCCGCUCUGUUUUCUCCAUUUCUCCGGCAUCAUUUCAGGAUCUUGACAGGAUGUUGACACCUUGCUGGAGUACAGUUCCAUGAGUGCUGGACAUGCUUUGCACGGCACCCUACUGGCCCAUAAUUUGUUUAAACCACAAAGGAAACUUAAAAUAUUGCCACCAUGACCGACUCCAAGUAUUUCACAACUAAUAAAAAAGGAGAGAUAUUCGAGCUGAAGGCUGAGCUGAAUAAUGAAAAGAAGGAGAAAAGGAAGGAAGCAGUUAAGAAAGUCAUUGCUGCUAUGACAGUUGGCAAGGAUGUGAGUUCACUCUUUCCAGAUGUGGUGAACUGUAUGCAGACUGACAACCUGGAGCUGAAGAAGCUGGUUUAUCUCUACCUCAUGAACUACGCCAAGAAUCAGCCUGACAUGGCUAUCAUGGCUGUCAACAGCUUUGUCAAGGAUUGUGAAGAUCCAAACCCCUUGAUCAGAGCUUUGGCAGUUCGUACAAUGGGCUGUAUCCGUGUGGACAAGAUAACAGAAUACCUAUGUGAGCCUCUCCGCAAGUGUCUGAAAGAUGAAGACCCGUAUGUCCGGAAAACAGCUGCUGUCUGUGUGGCCAAACUGCAUGACAUCAAUGCCCAAAUGGUAGAGGAUCAAGGCUUCCUGGAUUCACUGCGAGAUCUGAUUGCGGACUCAAACCCCAUGGUGGUUGCGAAUGCUGUGGCAGCUCUGUCUGAGAUUAGUGAAUCCCACCCCAACAGUAACCUGCUCGACCUCAAUCCUCAGAACAUUAAUAAACUCAUCACCGCUCUCAAUGAGUGCACUGAGUGGGGUCAGAUCUUCAUACUUGACUGCCUGUCAAACUACAACCCCAAGGAUGAGCGCGAGGCGCAGAGCAUCUGUGAGCGUGUGACUCCACGACUUUCUCAUGCUAACUCUGCAGUUGUCCUCUCAGCUGUCAAAGUGCUGAUGAAAUUUAUUGAGCUUCUUCCUAAGGACUCUGAAUAUUACAACACUAUUCUGAAGAAGCUGGCUCCUCCUCUUGUCACCUUGCUGUCUGGGGAACCAGAGGUCCAAUAUGUAGCUUUGAGAAAUAUCAACCUUAUUGUACAGAAGAGACCUGAAAUUCUGAAGCAGGAGAUAAAGGUGUUCUUUGUGAAAUACAAUGACCCAAUCUAUGUGAAACUGGAGAAACUGGACAUCAUGAUCCGUCUGGCCUCUCAGGCUAACAUCGCCCAGGUUCUGGCAGAGCUAAAGGAGUAUGCCACAGAGGUUGAUGUUGACUUUGUGCGGAAAGCAGUCCGUGCCAUUGGCCGCUGUGCCAUCAAAGUUGAGCAAUCUGCCGAACGUUGUGUCAGCACACUGCUUGACCUCAUCCAGACCAAGGUGAAUUAUGUCGUCCAGGAGGCAAUUGUGGUCAUAAGGGAUAUCUUCCGCAAGUAUCCCAACAAAUAUGAGAGCAUCAUUGCAACCUUGUGUGAGAACUUAGAUUCACUUGAUGAGCCAGAUGCACGGGCAGCCAUGAUCUGGAUUGUGGGUGAAUACGCAGAGAGAAUUGAUAAUGCUGAUGAACUGCUGGAAAGUUUCCUGGAUGGUUUCCAUGAUGAGAGUACCCAGGUGCAGCUGACCCUGCUUACGGCAAUUGUGAAAUUGUUUUUAAAGAAGCCGACAGAUACUCAGGAGCUGGUCCAACAGGUCCUCAGUCUGGCGACGCAGGAUUCUGAUAACCCUGAUCUCCGUGACCGUGGCUAUAUUUAUUGGCGCUUGCUGUCCACAGACCCUGUGGCUGCAAAAGAGGUGGUACUGUCUGAAAAGCCACUGAUUUCUGAGGAGACUGACUUGAUUGAACCAACCCUGCUGGAUGAGCUCAUCUGUCACAUCGGGUCGUUGGCAUCUGUUUACCACAAACCUCCAAAUGCAUUUGUGGAGGGGAGCCACGGGAUCCAUCGCAAGCACCUGCCAAUGCAACUCGGAGGAAUUGAGCCCGAUAGUCCAGUUGGGCCAACCCCUACAGCAAACAUGACUUUAGAGCAGCAGCCUCAAGUUAUUCCAUCUCAAGGUGACCUUCUGGGUGACCUCCUGAACCUUGACCUGGGUCCCCCUGUCAACGUCCCGCAGAUGUCUUCAAUGCAGAUGGGAGCUGUGGACCUCCUGGGAGGUGGAUUAGACAGUCUGCUUGGGGGAGAUCUUGGCGGGCCUACUGGUGGGAGUCCAGCGGUUGGUCAAAGCUUUAUACCUUCUUCAGUGCCCGCUACAUUUGGCCCGUCACCAACCCCUGCAGUGUCGAGCAGUGGCCUGAGUGAUCUGUUUGAACUCUCAACUGGAAUUGGAAUGGCAGCUGGAGGCUAUGUGGCUCCAAAAGCUGUAUGGUUACCUGCAGUGAAGGCCAAAGGCUUGGAGAUUGCUGGCACUUUUUCUCGAAGGCAGGGUCACAUUUACAUGGACAUGAGCUUCACAAACAAGGCCUUGCAGCACAUGAUUGACUUUGCCAUUCAAUUCAAUAAGAAUAGCUUUGGCGUGAUCCCCACAACUCCACUUCCAAUUCACACUCCAUUAAUGCCAAAUCAGAGCAUUGAGAUUUCCUUACCACUGAAUACCAUUGGCCCGGUGAUGAAAAUGGAACCACUGAAUAAUCUUCAGGUGGCUGUGAAAAACAACAUUGAUGUCUUCUAUUUCAGCUGUCUGAUUCCACUCAGUGUGCUGUUCGUGGAGGAUGGAAAAAUGGAGCGUCAGGUCUUCCUUGCUACGUGGAAAGACAUCCCCAACGAAAAUGAACUUCAGUUUCAGGUGAAAGACUGCCACCUAAAUGCAGACAUGGUAUCCAAUAAAUUGCAGAAUAGCAACGUGUUUACCAUUGCAAAGAGGAAUGUGGAGGGUCAGGACAUGUUGUACCAAUCCUUGAAGCUAACCAAUGGGAUCUGGAUGCUGGCAGAACUGCGCAUUCAACCUGGAAACCCCAACUACACGCUGUCUCUAAAAUGCAGAGCACCAGAGGUAUCACAUUAUGUCUACCAAGUCUAUGACACUCUUCUGAAAAACUGAAGAUCAGAAACCGUUCCCCAAUCGUAAUGGAAGUACCUGUCUUACUGCGCUCCAUAGAGCAAAUAUCGCUAUCAGUGCAUAUAUGAAAUGGAUUAUAAACAAAAUCUACAUUUGUUUUUUUAAUGGAAAUGCACUGAUUAAACGGUGAAGCCUACAAUUGUAUAUGUUUAACAGAAGGUGUCAAUCACAGUCUUUUUUGGUGCCAGAAAUUUGUGUUUCAUUGUUUGCUUUCUUUUUGAAAAAAACACUGUUCAGACCACUAUUUCAAGGUGAUGUUAUUCUAUCUGAUACAUUUGUUGUGUGCCAAGUUUGUUCUGUUUUAACAAUUGCUUUUAACUCUGUGUAUAAUUGGGCUAGGAAAUUCAGGAACCGUAUAAAUCCCCAUAGGAUACAUCAAGUGUGGGGUGGUGACCAAAAUGUUGUGUGUGUCUUAAAAGGAGGAGGAGGUAUGUUAAGGGGAAAGUAUGGAGACCUGAAGUAUUUAACCCCUGGAGUUGCUUUCCUCACUAAAUAAUUUGUUCUAUUGUUAAAGUUGCACUUAAUCACAUCUAUGUAAAAUAUCCUUUCAGAUGUCCGUACGUUUCUGCUGCCAAACUCUUACAGAUUCUCCAACAGUUUUGUAUUGGUAUUCCUACGAAGAAGCUACAGUUGCUUAUGUCAGCCAUCCAUGCUAAUCUGUGAUUGGGAUCCCUGUUGUCUUUAAGAGGUUGUUAUUUCUCAUUGAAACUGCUGACAUCUGACUUUUCCUGAAACUUUUUAGAUUGGAAUACUGUAUCACUGCUGAAACGUGAGGAAUUUUCCACUUAGGGUUGAGAGGCUGCAUCUUCAAAAGUGUCGCCAAUUUUAAGUGUUUUAUUUGCAGUUGUAAACCGCAUCGGACACCAUGCCUGCACUGUCCUCGUAAAAGGCUCCCAAUUUUUGUAGAUUAUUUGUAUUUGUUGCAAUUUUUCAGAUUUUUUUUAAAAUCCGUCACUGUUCUCAAUAAACUGUUUGUCAAAAUGAUGACAGUGGUGUGGUAAAACAGACGGCAGUGUCUUGCUGAAAUGCUAUUCACUACCUAUACCUCGGUGAUGCAUUGAGUGACUGACCUUUGUUAUCGCCAGCCUUUUCUUUGUAAUUGUAAUUUUUUUUUUCAGAUACAACACAUUGCAUGUUCACAUGCAAUGUAUAAGCAUAUAAAAUACUGAAUAAAGGGGAAUAAACCUUACAUAAUGUCUUGCUGACAAUCCGGGUUGGGGGCUAGUGAAUGGAAUUAGUCUUUCGGCAUAUCGCUGUAGCUGAUUGUUGUACCAAUAUCAAUAAGAUAUUUUUGGCUAAGCCUGUAAAUGACAGGUGGCUGGCCAAGUGUCCCUCUUUCCAGUGGUUGCCUAGUGAAUCAGGAAUAAGGAUCAUAUUUUAUGGAUUUCUCUUGAUUCAAACUCAGUGAACAUCUUAUUCUGUUUUCAGGCUAUAAUAGUUCCAUAGCCCGUUGAUCCCUAGUAACUGGAUGCUAGCAGGCUAUUGGCUGUCCAUAAGGUUGGCAAUUUUAAGAAUUGUCAUUAAGUAUUAUAUGACUAUUACACAUAAUCAAGUUUGAAACAAUCAGGGUGAUUGUAAUCUCUGCUGAUCACCAACAGCGUGUGUUGUAUUGGAACCUUACCUUCAGCAGUGCAAGCAUGUACCGUGCAUUGCAUUCAAUAACCUGAAAACCACAUAAUGGAAAACGUCAUAGCAGGUUCAUCUCCUACAGCAUUUUACUUAUGUCUGUGUAAAAGUAUUUCACAGUGGUUUGAACAAUUUCCUGCUUUAUUUUUGCUGUGUCUUUGUAACUACAGAGCCUUAGUUCGCUGUACAAUCAUCAAGAGUUCCUCGUGGCAUUAGAUGGAGCACUCAAGCAAAGUGGGGACUGAACAAAUACAGGCCACGUUAUCACUUAGUUCUCAGAGCUUACAAUGCUGUUUUAUGGUGGUGUACUUCAACAUGUAGAGUGCUUUCAAAUCUUUUCCUGAUCUCCAGUAAGAUAAUCUCCUGUUGUGGGAUGUCAGAAGGUACUGUCAGCACAAAGAUAAGUACCUUCCUGUAUAAUACCAACAGGAUUUAAUUCUAAAUAAUUCUAUUUACUUCUCCCGAUCUAUCCCACCCCACCAUAUCCCAAAUGAGCUACAAUCCUAGCUUUGAGUAGACACAUGAUACAUAUCUUUCACCUUGUUUUGUUAUCUUGGGUUAAAUGUUGAUUUGCUCAGGAGUGCGAUGCUGAUUUAUAGUCAAAAAUAUGUGUUCUGAGUAAAUCAGCAUUAGUACAAAUAACAGCAAUUUAGCACGUGUACUGUAUAGGUUUCCCUGUGACAAAAAAUUGCUGAUCUGCAGUAGAUGAUGAUUCUCAGUUGCUAAUCUGUCUGCAGUUUUAAACCAAGUUUAUUAUUUGAUGGAAAUUCCAUAGAUAAUUUGGAUUAAACCAACCAAAUUAUCCUGGAAAGAUCAAAAGUUGAGAGUAAGAGCAGUGUCCUCUUAGUCCACAACACACGACGCACAGUUCCUUCUCUCAGACACAGACACAGAUAACAAACAGAAGCUAGACAAUUCACAGGAAGAAAAAAAAUCUCAGCCACUAUAAACAGAACAAUCCUCAGCAAACGCUUCAAGUGGCUCAGUGAGUGUGACAAGUCGUCCUAGGGACUAGAGACAUAAAAUACAAGAAACAGGACUAGACCAUGCGGCCCAUGGAGCCUGCUCCACCAUUCAAUGCAAUCAUAGGUGAUCUUGAGCUUCAACUCGAUUUUUCCACCUGCUCCCCAUAUAUCUUAAUUCCCUGAGAGACCAAAAACCUGUCAAUCCCAGCCUUAAAUAUAUUCAACAAUGGAGCAUCCACAACCCUCUUGGGGUAGGGAAUUCCAAAGAUUCAAAACUAUUUGAAGUAAUUUCAUCUCAUCUCAGUCCUAAUGAUCAGCCCCUUAUCCAGAGGCUGUGCAUCCAUGUUUUAGUCUCCCCGACCAGUGGAAACAAUCCCUGUGUCUACCCUAUCAAGCCCCUUCAGAACUUUGUAGGUUUCAAUGGGAUCACCUCUCAUUUUUCUAAACCCCAGAGAAUAUGAGCCCAAGUUACUUAACCUCUCAUCACAGGACAACCCCACAUCUCAGUGACCAAUUCAGUAAACCUUCAGUGUACCACCUCCAAUGCAAGUAUAUCCUUUCUUAAAUGAGGAGACCAAAACUGCACACACUGCACCAGAUAUUGUCUCCCAAAACCCUGUGCAAUUGUAGUAAAAUGCCUUUAUUCUUGUAUUCGAUUCUCAUCUAUUGUGCUGGGCUAGCUAAUCUCAACCACAACACCCAGUAGAGGUUCCGUAAUUGGCACCAGCUUUCCUGACUAGGAUGAAGAUAUAUCAGAGUCCCCGAUCUCAAACACAUGCAGUGACUUUUGUUGGGAAAUAUGUAUGUGAGGCUGUCAGCUGAGAUGGGGAUGAACCAUAAAUACCCUGCCGGCACUCUGUUUAAGCUCCGCUGGAGAAGUGACUUGGAGAAGAAAUCAAUGGGGCUGGAACUUUAUUACAGCAGGACUCAGUACAUCCUGGAGAGAAGGGAAUUGGAUGGGCUUUAGAAACUUAUUUGUAUGCUGAGAUUUUUUACAUUCCAAUCAAAGGAUGAGCAAAUAGAUGCCCAAACAUUUAUUGAGGGAACUGAUGGUAUUUUCACAGUCUCUUAAGUUACACUUAUUUUGCAACAGGCCACAUAAAUUUACAGAUACAGGUAUUAUAGUAUAAUAGUUAAGUUACUAGACUAACAAUUUAGAGAUUUUGACUAAUAAUCAAAAGGUGAGUUCAAAUUUGCCAUGGCAGUUUGAGAUUUAGAAUUCAGCUUUUAAGAACUCUUAAAAAUCUGGAAAUAAAAGUUGGCUUAAUCAUAAAAGCUUGAGAGGUUAAUUUUGUUUAGAGAAAGAAAACUGGAGUCCUUAUCCAGUCUGGCCUAUUUGUGAUUUAUAACUAGCUUUUGAAGUGGCACAGCAAGCCAUUUUUACAAGUGAUGUAAAAAAUAUCCUUGCCUUUCAGAAUGUGGGAACAAAUUCCAUACAUAUAUUUUUAAACAACAGCAUUUUACUCUAAUGAAAUAUCUAGUGUGUUCAAACCAUUCCAGCUCACUACUCGUUAAUGCUUAAUCUGAUGCCAGCAUACUGCUGCUUGCUAUCAGUAUAUCUGUGUGCACAUACUAUGGUCUAUAACAACUGUAUUAAAAGUUAUUUCCUUCAGAUGACUUCUGGUGAGAAUUGUUUUGGUUGCCAUGUAGGGAGGGGUAAAAUGCUUAUGUGUUCUCAGUUUUGCAUUAUGGUGGGAAGGGAACACAACAAGUUUCUGCAAGGCUCAAAUCAAUCGGGUGCACCUCCUAAAGGAUGCCAUUGAUAUGGGGGUGGGGGAAGGUUUCUGCAUUGCCCCUGAACAGGAUUGAUGAAUGGCUUAAGAGUAAUGCAUUUUAGAUUCACUGUCCAGCCACAAAAGUGGAACUUGGGUGAAAGAUAAAAGCACUGUGCUAAAGUCAAUUUGUGCACAGUCACUGAGUGUGGAAGCUCAAUUGUUGAACAUUUUCACAAGACAGAAAUAGAUUUCUGGAGACCAAUGACAUCAAGAGAUAUGGGGUAAUGCAGGAAGGUGGUUUUGAAGUAGAUGAUCAGCCAUGAUCAAAUUGAAUGGCGGAGCAUGCUCAACAGGCUGAAUGGCCUACCCUUCAAUGAGUGGGUUGUUGUUUUGAAAGAAUAAAAAGCGCUUCCAGUUUAGUUUGGUUGGUGAUAUGUACCUUCCCCCAUUUCUGUGAGACUACUUAAUGAAGUUCUAUCCUCUCUCAAUACGUUCCAAAUAUAUUGUAUUGCUUGUCUGCUGUACUGGUGUGUGUAUAAAAAAAUAAUUAUUAUUUUCCAAAUUUAUCCAUAAUAUGUUAAUAUUAACAUGCCCUUGUGGCUCAGAUAUUAGAAUUCUGAUUUCCGAUAAAUUGGUAGAUCAUAUGCUCUUCUGAAUGUUACCAGAUUUGGUAAAGUUGAUACACUUAUAUGCCCAUUAAAAUCUGGCUUCCCGAAAA
Carcharodon carcharias (great white shark) is the source of this 8127-nucleotide messenger RNA. RefSeq names its product adaptor related protein complex 2 subunit beta 1 (gene ap2b1). The transcript is spliced from 23 exons. The record is from RefSeq and is a predicted model, not a curated record. Bases 224 to 3085 code for a protein of 953 amino acids. Gene Ontology annotation, cellular component: clathrin adaptor complex; membrane coat. Gene Ontology annotation, molecular function: clathrin binding. Gene Ontology annotation, biological process: intracellular protein transport; vesicle-mediated transport. Lineage: Eukaryota; Metazoa; Chordata; Chondrichthyes; Lamniformes; Lamnidae.